CGAGAAGUCAAAUCUCGGAGAUGAUCCUAUAAGGGACAAUGGAUGGUGCCACCGGCCGCAAGUAUUACCAAUAGGAGUACCAUCCCGGUUGUAUACUCAAGUUUAUUUGUAAGCGUGCACCAUUUUUGUUCAAUACAAAUAUCCAGCCUGUUGCUCCUUUCUUCGACCAAAGUUAUAAACCUUGAAGACAACAAUGACUGGUAAGCCAAUAAGACAAAGUAAACUAUUCCAACCAAUUAAGGUAGGAUCUUUCGAAUUGAAACACCGUGUUGCUCAUUCACCAACUACAAGGUUACGUGCUGAUGAAAAUAACGUUCCAAGUGACUUGCAAUUGAAGUAUUAUACCGACAGAACAACCAAACCAGGGACUUUGGUUGUUAGCGAAGCAGCUCAGAUUACCGACAAUGAGUACCGCUAUCCUAAUGUUCCAGGUAUUUGGAAUAAUGAUCAAGUUAAAGCAUGGAAAAUUAUUACUGAUGCAGUUCACAAGAAUAAAUCGGCUAUAGCUUUACAACUCUGGUCUUUGGGUAGAAUUGCUGAUCCAGAAGGAAUGAAAGAGAGAGGUUUCAAACCUUUUGCCCCUUCUGCUAUUUACGAAAGCGAAGAAGUAAAGGCAAAAGCUGAAAAAGUUGGUAAUACCAUUCAUGAGAUGACUGAAGAUGAAAUCCAUCAUUUGGUUAACCAUACUUACGUUAAUGCUGCUAAGAAUGGUUUAGCAGCAGGGUUUGAUUUCAUUGAAAUCCAUUCUGCCAAUGGUUACUUGUUAGAACAAUUUAUUAAUCCCUGUUCUAAUAAAAGAACAGAUAAAUACGGUGGCUCAAUCGAAAAUAGAACCAGACUCACCUUAGAAGUGAUUGACGCUUUAAUUCCAAUUGUUGGAGCUGAUAAAUUGGCCGUUAGGUUUUCACCUUGGUCAACUUUCCAAGGUAUGUUAGCUGAAAAUGAUGAAGUUCAUCCAAUUGCUACUUUUGGUUAUCUUGCAAGUGAAUUGCAAAAAAGAGCUGAUACUGGUAACGAAUUGGCUUAUAUUAGUCUUGUUGAUGGUAGAUUCGAGCCAGAUGGUGAAAGAGGAGUUGAUAAUACCUUUUUCAAACAAAUUUGGAAAGGUAAGUUAUUAAGAGGUGGUAAUUACACCUAUGAUGCUGAAAAUUGGGAGACAGUCUUAUCAGAUAUGGAUGAUGAUAGAUCAAUUGCUGGUUUUGGUAGAUUAUUCAUUUCAAAUCCUGAUUUACCCGAUAGAAUCGAAAAUGAAAAAGAGUUGAAUCCGUAUGAUAGAAGUACUUUUAUGGUUGCUUCCACUAAUAAAGGUUAUAAUACUUAUUCAAAGCUUGGUGAAACUAUUGAUGUUGAAACUGAAUCAAAAAUGAAUGCUAUUGCUUUAGUUUAA
This is a messenger RNA of Hyphopichia burtonii NRRL Y-1933, 1387 nucleotides long. Its product is annotated as alkene reductase. The coding region runs from base 194 to 1387 and encodes 397 amino acids. Gene Ontology annotation, molecular function: NADPH dehydrogenase activity; FMN binding. The record is from RefSeq and is a predicted model, not a curated record. Lineage: Eukaryota; Fungi; Ascomycota; Pichiomycetes; Serinales; Debaryomycetaceae. The transcript has a single exon.